AUGAACCCCGUAGAUGGACACCUGCUCCUCGAACAUCUCAUGAAUGUCAACUUCACGACCGAUCAGGGAGAGCGAGUCUACUUCGACGAGCAUGGAGACCCGCCGGGAAGGUACGACAUCCUCAACUACCAGCGGCUGAGCGGAAGCGGGUACGGCUACGUGAGGAUCGGCACGUGGGACAGUGGGGACCUCAUUAUCAAUGCCAGCAGAUUAAUCUGGUCUGAGGAGAGAAACAAGAGUCUGCCUGAGUCCGUAUGCAGCAAGCCGUGCCCGCGUGGUCAGGUCAAGACGAUUCAAGAUGGCGGCGUCGCGUGCUGCUGGGUGUGUACUGAGUGCGACGAGUAUGAGUACUUAUUGGACGAGUACACAUGUCAGGCUUGCCCGCGUGGCUGGUGGCCGAACACCAACCUCACCGGUCAGUGA
Messenger RNA from Priapulus caudatus, 423 nucleotides. Its product is annotated as metabotropic glutamate receptor 5-like. The coding region runs from base 1 to 423 and encodes 140 amino acids. Gene Ontology annotation, biological process: regulation of synaptic transmission, glutamatergic; G protein-coupled glutamate receptor signaling pathway. The transcript is spliced from 3 exons. The record is from RefSeq and is a predicted model, not a curated record. Gene Ontology annotation, cellular component: postsynaptic density membrane. Lineage: Eukaryota; Metazoa; Priapulida; Priapulimorpha; Priapulimorphida; Priapulidae. Gene Ontology annotation, molecular function: adenylate cyclase inhibiting G protein-coupled glutamate receptor activity; G protein-coupled receptor activity involved in regulation of postsynaptic membrane potential.